Messenger RNA from Salarias fasciatus (jewelled blenny), 1074 nucleotides. RefSeq names its product olfactory receptor 6N1-like. Gene Ontology annotation, biological process: G protein-coupled receptor signaling pathway. The record is from RefSeq and is a predicted model, not a curated record. Gene Ontology annotation, cellular component: membrane. Gene Ontology annotation, molecular function: G protein-coupled receptor activity; olfactory receptor activity. NCBI's taxonomy places the organism in Eukaryota, Metazoa, Chordata, Actinopteri, Blenniiformes, Blenniidae.
AUGCCUUAUCCCAGAAGCACCGGUAUUACGAUGGAUCACCAGAACGGAGGCGUGUGCCACGAUGUGUACCAUCACCUGUCAGCCAGUCACAGGUCAGUCUCCGGGAACGCCACUGUGGAGACCAGCGGCGCCACAUUCUUCAUCAUUGAGGGUCUUUCCAGCCUUGGCGAUAAAGAUGUGAUCUUUGUCAUCCUGUUACUUGGAUACAUCGUCAUCCUGGGUGGAAACAGCAUGAUUAUCUUUGUGGUGCUGUCAGACCCAAAACUCAGCUCGCCUAUGUUCUUCUUCCUCUGCAACCUGUCCUUGGUAGACAUGGCCUACACCACAACCACCGUUCCCAACAUGCUCUCCGGCCUGGUGACCGGCGCGUCCACCAUCUCUGCACAGGGUUGCUUCCUCCAGAUGUUCGUCUUCAUCAUGCUGUCUGUCACCGGUCGGGCUACCCUCACUGUCAUGGCGUACGACCGCUAUGUGGCCAUCUGCAGCCCCUUGUACUACUCGUCUAUCAUGACCCUGCCCGUGCGCCUGCUCCUGGUUGUCGGAGCUUGGACAUUCGGCACAGCGUGCACUCUUCCGGCCAUCUCCAUGGCCAGCCGUCGGUACUACUGCGGCGCAAAUGUGGUGAAGCAUGGUUGGUGUGACCCUACGUCUGUGAGGCGACUGGUGUGUGGAGACACUCUGACAGACAGCAUCGUGUCCCUUACGUUUGGCGUGGUGGCCAUGCUCACCACAGGAGUCCUCAUCCUCACGUCCUACAUCCUGAUUGGCCUGUCCAUCUUCAGAAUGGGCAUUGGCGAGCGGCUAAAGGCAUUCAAGACGUGCGCCGCCCACUUGACCGUGGUGACCAUCUCUUACAGUGCCGCUGCCUGUGUUUACAUCUCUUACCAGGUGGCAAGCUUUCGACCAGAGGUGCGCAUCAUUGUGUCGGUGCUGUACUCGGCUCUGACGCCGUUCCUCAACCCGCUCAUCUACAGCCUGAGGAACAGCGAACUUCGAGAGUCCAUUCGACGGACGCUGAGGAAGCUCGGGCCCACAAACGUGCUGCCCAUGAAAGGCGUCAACACCGUGUCCUGA